Nerophis lumbriciformis (worm pipefish) is the source of this 2582-nucleotide messenger RNA. RefSeq names its product BCL2/adenovirus E1B 19 kDa protein-interacting protein 2-like. Gene Ontology annotation, cellular component: cytoplasm. Gene Ontology annotation, biological process: apoptotic process. The record is from RefSeq and is a predicted model, not a curated record. NCBI's taxonomy places the organism in Eukaryota, Metazoa, Chordata, Actinopteri, Syngnathiformes, Syngnathidae.
CCACAGGUGAGGCAUCAGAGUCCACCCAUACAGUGAUGACAUCAUCAGGUGAGCCAGCCAGUUUCCUGUGUGAGAGGUGACCAGCGCUGAGCUGCCUGCAUUCUUGUGUAGUGAAGCCAACAUGUCAGCCGUCACUACAACAUCAAGAACUGCUGCAGAACGUGAGGAAGACUCGUCAGUGCAGGGGUGCAGUGUUGCCAUGGAGACAAGAGACGCUGAUUCAGCAGAGGAAAAGGAGGAGCGGGAUGAAGACAGGGAGGAAGAGGAGGAGCGGGAGGAAGACAAGAAGGAAGAGGACACAGGAGGAGGAGUUGGGGAGGAAACGUCAUCCAGAGCCACAGCAGAGCGUCCCAGCACCCUGCCGAUAUCAAUAUCUUGUGGCGUGAAGAAGAAGAGAGUCCUGGCAGCUCCGGCCCUCAGCGUAUCCUUAGGACGCAGCGAGUCUGGCGACUUCCACUCGGCGUUCCUCUCGCCGUCUCCUGGGGAUCAAGAUGAUGGCGUGCUGGACUUCGACCUGGACGCCAUGGAGACGCCGUCAGACAGCGAGUCCCUCCGCUUCCCCACCGACGACCUGGAUCUGGAAGUGGAUGUGCAGGGGGGCAGCGUGUUAGCAUCCUCUCAUACCGGGUCCUUGCUGGACUCCGAGCAAGGUGGACUGGGAGCGCUGGAGCGUGAGGAUGUGGUGGACCACAAGGGCACCAGGUGGCGCGCUUUCACCGUGGACGAGCCCCCUCAGCAGAGCCGUGUCAACAUGAGCGUCCUGGAGCCUUUCCUCAAGAUUCUGUCACAUGGAGGUUACUAUGGAGACGGGAUGAAUGACAUCAUUGUGUUUUCCUCCUGUUACUUGCCGGAGAACGGUCUGGAAAAUUACCAGUAUGUGAUGGACAACCUGUUCAGGUACUUGGUGGGAACGUUGGACCUGAUGGUAGCCGAAAACUAUGUGAUCGUUUAUCUUUGUGCUGGAGGACAGAAAGACAAAAUUCCCGGGAUCAGCUGGCUGAAGGAAUGUUACCACACCAUCGCAUGGAGGUUAAGGAAGAACCUAAAAGGCGUGUAUGUGGUUCAUCCUACCUGGUCCAUCAAAGCGCUCAUCACCAUCAUCAAACCCUUCAUCAGUUCAAAGUUCAGCAGGAAGCUUCAGUUCGUCAGCAGCCUGCAGGAUCUGGCCGCCUUGGUCCCCACUGAGCAUGUGCAGAUUCCAGACUGCGUCAGACUGUAUGACCACAGCUUAUCCAGCUGAGACAGCCAGGACUAUUCCUCGCUUUAAGCGAGCAAAGUGUGCGAGCUGCCAACACCUCCAUCAUGUUUAUUAUGGGGCAGGAAACACUGCAGCCAUUCAUAGCACAGGAAAACACCAAGUGUGUGUGAGAUUCCAACGGCUGUGCAGGAAGAGCCAGGCAGGAAGGAAGUGGGGUCUGCUGAGGAAAGUCCAUAAACAGGAACACAGAAUCCAAACCGUCUUUUCUUCACACUAACGCUACACCACAAACAGCGAGCUGACACGCUCACAAAGCAAGCAAGAACCGUGUAUCGAGUUUAUUUCAAUGAUGUUUGAAUUGUUUGUUUCAUGUUAAAACCAAAAGUCGGGUAGUUUUUUUGUUUUUUUUUAAUUACCUAUUUUAUUUAUCCAUCCAAAAUUUCUACCGCUUGUCCCUUGGGGGUGGUGGAGCCAAUCCCAGCUGCAUUCGGGCGUAAGGCGGGGUACACCCUGGAUAUGUCGCCCAAAAUUCACACUCACAUUCACACACUAGGCCCAAAUUUAGUGUUGCCAAUCAACCUAUCCCCAGGUGGAAGUCUUUGGAGGUGGGAGGAAGCUGGAGUACCUGGAGGGAACCCACGCAGUCACGGGGAGAACAUGCAAACUCCACACAGAAAGACCCUGAGCCCCGAGAUCGAACCCAAGACCUUUGUAUUGUGAGGCACACGCAUUAACCCCUUUUUUUUAAUUUAGUUAUUACAUUAGGUGAGUAGUGUUUGUUGUGGUUUUAUUACAGUGAGUGGGUAAUUUUACUUUGUUUUUUUUUGUAAAGUCGUUACUUAGUUGUUAGUACAUACUAAUUUCUUGAAUAUAAAACUUGAUGUAAUACACACACACUAGCGACCACAUCAUCCAUUGCUUUUGCCUCACCCAUUCUCCAUGACAAAAGACACACUCAGGUUUUCGUAAGAGGAUGUUACACAUCCACCCCCCCCCCCACUUUAAAACUUCAACCAAGUCCCUACCCGAUAAACUGUAUUUACACAACUCUUUGUCUCACAUUACAGCAGCUCUGAUGAGUCCAGAUGUUAGUCAUAAAACAUGACGUAAUCUCUCUCUCACACACACACACACAAAUGUUUCAAGUCACAUUCGACAUAAAAGGCACACACGUAUUUGCUUUUCAAAAUAAAGGCACACAGCUGGAGGGAAUAUCACAUUUAUUACAUAACGAUGGGUGGAGCUAACGUGUUUGGACGGCAUUAUGUAAGCAAAUAUGAAGUGUAGUUCUGUAAAGUUCAGUCUUUGUGGAGGUCAAAGUUCACGCACAUUUGUUUUGUUCGAGCACAAACGACACGAUCAAUAAAGUGACUCCAAAGUUAAA